Aspergillus tanneri is the source of this 1698-nucleotide messenger RNA. RefSeq names its product MDM34 family protein (gene MDM34). Gene Ontology annotation, cellular component: ERMES complex. Bases 1 to 1698 code for a protein of 565 amino acids. The transcript has 2 exons. The record is from RefSeq and is a predicted model, not a curated record. Gene Ontology annotation, biological process: phospholipid transport; mitochondrion organization. Lineage: Eukaryota; Fungi; Ascomycota; Eurotiomycetes; Eurotiales; Aspergillaceae. Gene Ontology annotation, molecular function: lipid binding.
AUGGCGUUCAACUUCAACUGGUCGCCGCUGAUGGCGGACGCGAGUUUUUACACUCGCGCCCAGGAUCUCUUAACCGCCGCGCUCAAUAAAUCGCCGAAGCCUCCCAUCAUCGUCGAUGAUAUCCUUGUCACGGAGCUCAAUCUCGGUUCCAUUCCUCCGGACCUGGAAAUCUUGGAAAUUGGCGACUUAGCGGAGGAUCGCUUUCGAGGCAUCUUUAAGAUGUCAUACACCGGCGACGCCUUUCUGACCCUAAAGACUCGCGUUCAAGCGAAUCCUCUUAAUACCUAUCUCUCUACAAGGCCCUCGUUCGCGUCGCCGUUGCCUUUGGCCGCAGCGACUCCUUUGACCAUCCCUCUCCAAAUCACUCUGUCCGACUUCAAACUCUCCGGUUUUGUCAUUCUGGUCUUUUCCAAGCAAAAAGGAAUCACAGUUGUUUUCCGCAACGACCCUCUUGAGUCACUGAAAGUCUCAUCUACAUUCGACUCCAUCCCGUUUGUACGCGAUUUUUUGCAGAAAGCGAUCGAGGCACAACUUCGAAUAUUGUUCAUGGAUGAAUUGCCCGCCAUCAUACAUCGACUCUCCCUACGUCUGUGGGUGCCCGAGUAUCGAGCCGGGGAGGAAAUGCAGAAUCAGGCGGAGGUCAACACGGCUGCCGAAGGCCCUGGUCACGACCCAUUGGCAAGUCCUCCCCAGGAUCCCGUGGAUGCCCAGGGUAAUGCUUUGAACGAUUCGGAUAUUGCAUCGCUUUCGUUGGAUUCUUCUGUCGAAACCCACUCCUUGUUUUCGCAAAAAAAUCUUCUACGGUUGGCUACUCUGACCGAUUCGCAACGUACAUUAUCGCUUUUUACCCCCUCGAUUCAGGAAGUGGUCUACCGCGCAUGGACAUCGCCGUCCGAUCAGGGCGAUAUCAGUGGAAGCGUGAUGUCCCCCUCGAGCCCGGCACUUUCUCGAACUCAUUCUCAGGUGGGCAGCAUGGCAUCCUUCCACGAUAAUGCCAGCAUGGUGUCGACACACAGUCGAUCAUCCGCCUCCACCCACUCUUUCAGCAGCUACGGCUUAAGCUUAGGAGCCGGUCGUCAUUCGAAAGCCCAUGCCAGGAAGCGAAAGAAGCGCGUGGUGGACCUGCGCCGUCCAAAGGCUAGCGACGAUUCGGCGAGUAUUAGCGAUGAAAGUGCUUUUACGGAGACGACAAGCGCGCCGUCAGUGUGCUCGGCUCCUCUCCCUGUUGUCAGUGAACAGCCCGAUGAUCCGGUAACACCUCCUUUGUCCCCGGAAAGUGAUCUGCACCUUCCGGCCAUCCCUGAGCGUAAUCGCACAAGUAUCUCUCACCCUGCACUACGUCGCAACAUCGCAGCAGAGAUGUUAUGUGAGACUGGAGAGUCCUCUUCGGCUGCACUGCCCCGGCAUUUCGGGGACGCGGAUGCAACCCCUCGGGGUACCGUACGUUCGCAUGGGAUGUCUCGGCGCGAUAGCCAGAAACAGGAAUCUGAGCCCUCGCAGCAACUGCCUGCUACUAUCCUCCCAUUUACCGAGGACAAAUCCGGUCCCAGUGCGGUUGAACAGGCUUUGGUGGAAAGACUGGCGGGAGAAAUUGCCCGUCGCAUGCGAGAUGAAAAACUAAUGGCCACCAACUCUUGUGGUGUCUUUUGGGACCGUCCCAAUCAUGAGGAAUAUCCUCCACCGGCCUACGGUCAGUAA